CUCCUCCGAUCCCUCUCCAAGCCUCUUCUCUUCGUCGCCGGCCUUCUUCGCCUCGCUAAACUGGGCCUGCUUUGAUCUGAGGCUCAGAGAUCUUGAUGCCGCGUUGCUUCUGAUGGCGAUGUGCGAGGUUUACGAUAGGAAGGAGCGGGGUUUGCGCGGGGGCGCGGGGUUUGAUUGGCGCUUGAGGAUUGCGGAGCAUUUGAUGGAGCGUACGCUCAGCGCUGCCGAGCUUGGCGCGAAUGGGUGGGCGGUUAUUGGACGGUACGUUGACACAGCAUCAAAAUGCCGGCGACUGCUGGAAGUAGUAUCCGGCAACCGCCGACCCAGCGAAGAAAAGGCGGGGGCCGAGGUGGCUGCAUCGGUGACCGCAGUGGUGGCGUUGCCAUCAGUGGAGUGCCAACGAAAGGGAUGGGAGUGCGUUAUCUGCAAAGAGGAGAUUGAAACUGGACGAGACGUCUGCGUGCUUCCCUGCGACCACGGAUUCCACUGGGGCUGCAUCCUGCCGUGGCUCCGAAAGAGGAAUACGUGUCCUUAUUGUAGGUUCGAACUUCCGACCGACGACGUGUUCUUUGAGAUUGGGAGGGUGUGGAGAUGUGCGGUCAGGAUGGGGAUGGGGGAAAAUCCUAUUAUAUAGGAAAAUAUCAAGUGCACCUGGAUACUCAUGGCAUUAAAUGUUCAUCAAAUGAAUGUCAGCCCUUGAAUCAUAGAAUUUUGAGAUUUGUGCACAGAUCCAAGGGUUCGCAUACUUUGGAUGUAUAUUUAAUGUCAUGGACUGUUGCCACCGGAUACUCUUUUACUAUAUAGAAAAUGAUGCAUAUUUAAUGUCAUGGACUGUUCCCACCGGAUACUCUUUUACUAUAUAGAAAAUAGAAGAUAUGAGAUGACUAACAUCUACUUUAAUUAGAAAAGUAGAAUAUGAUAAGUGUCUCGCUAAGAGUCUAAAGCAAUUGGAUGUGGCCAUCAUGUUUAAUAUUUACACU
Messenger RNA from Asparagus officinalis (garden asparagus), 980 nucleotides. RefSeq names its product E3 ubiquitin-protein ligase SGR9, amyloplastic-like. NCBI's taxonomy places the organism in Eukaryota, Viridiplantae, Streptophyta, Magnoliopsida, Asparagales, Asparagaceae. Gene Ontology annotation, molecular function: ubiquitin protein ligase activity. The coding region runs from base 113 to 634 and encodes 173 amino acids. The transcript has 2 exons. The record is from RefSeq and is a predicted model, not a curated record. Gene Ontology annotation, biological process: ubiquitin-dependent protein catabolic process.